Molecule: messenger RNA, 2184 nt
Organism: Effrenium voratum
Lineage: Eukaryota; Dinophyceae; Suessiales; Symbiodiniaceae
Source: the annotation of a GenBank genome assembly
GAAGAUUUUUACCUCCAGAUGCUAUGUCCCCCAACCCGGAGACCGCGUGGAAAGGGGUACCAGCGAGCACCACAUGGAGCGCCAUGGUCGCCAAGGAGGAAGCCGAGUGGCCUCCAGAGCUACCUGAGGAGCCCAUGCGGUGGAAGCUGCUGAUUGUAGUCAUUGACUGCAGCUACGGUCCUCGGCUACACAAUCCUCCCAGGUCCAUCCGCGCUUUGAAAGCCAAGCUGGCGGCGGCCUUGGGCAUCGAGGCUCUCUCAAAGCAGUCGGGGACUGGCGGUGCGGAGGCAGCCUCCGCUCAAGCCAUCGUGACCGGCAUAGAGGGCCCGCAGCGACAUCUCAUUGAGCAGGAUGAUGACCUUUGCGGAUUUUGGGAUAGAGUGGCAACAAACCCCGGCCUCAACGAGGACCAUGAAGAGUCUCGGCGUGCGAGCAAGACCUUGAUGAUUCCUGGGUUGGCUGGAACUAUGACGACCACUUGGGGCUCGUCUCAUCCCGUGCCAACACGCAGCUCUUCACGCUCUUCACAGCCAAACCAGCCUAUGCCAGUGAGUGGUUUCGGCAUGGUGCCCGUCAAAUCCUUGGUUGCCGAGAUGCGAAGCAACUCCCAGCUCGGUUCCAUUCCCGUGCAGUCUCAUGCACGAAAUGGCGAGCACAGAUCCAGUUCAGGUGGGGCUGUUGACACAUCUGCUUUUGAAGCGCGGAUCCAUGAUCUGGAGGAGCAAUGCGAGGAGGCCGAAGCGAAGCUCACCACCUGCAUGCAGCAGCUGGAGUCCAGCACUGCAGAGCUGGAGAUGGCGCAGCACGAGGUGGCCAGCGAGCGGAUGGCCCACGCUGCCUCCCAGGAGAAAGUGGCGCAGUUGGAGGAGUUGAGUGCGCAAUUGCAGGAUCAGAAUUUGGGAUUUAUCAAGACCUUUGAAGAGCAGCUUGAGACAUCCAGAAGAGACAUCAAGCAGGAGAUGAGCGAGCAGUACCAAGCGGUGCUUGACGCCCAAGCCAAGAAGGUUCACGAGGCUGAAGGCAAUGCCAAGCGACUAGAAGGCCAACUCCGGGUCACGCUCGACAAGAUCAAGGACCUGGAAGCGGCUCUUCGACAAGAGCGCAGUAAUGCGAGAAGGAGCGAGGCAGCUUUGGCCGGCGAGCAUGCCAAGAUAGAGGAGAUGACAGCCAAGAUUCAGAGCCAGGCGGCUCGGCUUCGCCAGCUGGAGUACUAUGCCAACUCCUGGGAAAGGAAGGUUCAUGAGCUGGCGGAGGCAAAUGCCAUCAAGGUUCUCACGGAGCCGAACAACGUUCACACGUUCAGAGUCUCCAACUUCUCGAGGUUGCGGUUGUGGCCCAAAGGCCGGAUGGUGCAAAGCCCGGAGUUCAAGAUCUCACAGUUGGGGGACACUCAGAUCGAGUUCUUCCCUGCCGGGGAGGUGAACUCCCGGCCUGGCUGGUGCUCCUUGAGGCUGAGAAUACCCGACGGCACUCGUCUUCGUUGGAGGGUCAAGAUCGGAUCAAGAGACUUCGACGUGAGGGAUGAUCAUUACGAUUCUCGGCAGUGGUGGAACAGGUACGGCAUCCAGUGCUUGAACCUCUGCCAGGCAGAAGAACUCCUACCAGAAGUUCUUCCUGAAUCAGAUUCUGUCUUGAUAGGUAUGGAGGUCUUGGAGGUGAUCUCCAAACCGGUGAUCUUGAAUGCAUUUGCUGCCGAUGAGAUGCUCGAGGUUCCGCGGCGGCCUGGUACAGCCCCGCAGCGUCAAGUGGAAAGUCCACAGCUUCCGCCGCAGGCUCCUCCCCAGGUCACGGUGCCAAGCGCUCCUUUGGUAAAGAGGGAAACAGCUCGCUCGCAGCCACAGCUGCCGAAACCUGCCCACGCACUUGCAGCGGGGACGGCUUCAGCCGCUGCGGCAGCUGCUGCCUUCGCAGUGAAGAGCGGCAACUUGCCUCCAGCGGUUGCUGCCAGCCGCGGAUUGCAUAGGCAACGAAGCUAUAGCUCUGUGAGAGCAAGCGUGCCUUGAGCCGUGUUAUCCCACGAAAUCAUGGCGACUUGCUUUUGAAUUUGCUCCCCAAAGUUUUAUCACAUUCCGUCAGCUGCUGCUUGAGGAUGCUGACAACUCACAUCCCAGCAGAUUUUUACGUGUUUCACGGGAAGCCACACCUCCCGUUUGCCAAUCAGCUGUGACGGGAAAUCGAAGCCAC